Molecule: messenger RNA, 1888 nt
Organism: Prosopis cineraria
Lineage: Eukaryota; Viridiplantae; Streptophyta; Magnoliopsida; Fabales; Fabaceae
Product: protein MANNAN SYNTHESIS-RELATED 1-like
Exons: 6
Coding region: 306-1571 (421 amino acids)
Source: RefSeq, a predicted model, not a curated record
UUUUUAUCGGAAAGUGUCGGUGGUGUGUUAAAGGAUCUUCUUCUCCCAAAGAAACAAGAGAUUUUGGUCUUUGACGCUCUCAUUGGAGGGUGUGCGUUCUUGUCUUCCUCAAUUUUUGGUUAAGCUUUCCAUUUCAGCUCUAAAGCUCUUCUUCUUCUUCUUCUGGCUCAUCAAUGCUUCACGCUCUCUCUUGUGCUGAUGCUUAAAAACUGAAGUUUACCCUUCUUUCUCUAUUCUGAUCUUCGCCCACUAACAGUGAGUCUGAGACUCAGAAGAAGAAUUUACGAGAUCCAAGUAGUCGCGCGAUGGGGUUUGAUUUGAAGCAAGUGGUGGCUGGCAUACUCACACUCACAAUGUUCGUGAUGCUUGGGAAUAUGAUCAAAAGGGACCAUUUUGAUUCGGUGGAAGAACAAUUUCCAGGGGGAACAGAGUCGGCCGACUUUGAGAAUGCAAAGUUUGAUGCUACUCAUGUGAAGAAGAGUAUAGGGCUUUGGACUGGAGAUGCUGACGAGCUAAAAGCAUGCUGGGUUAAACCAUCUAUGGACGAUGUAGAGCAGACUGAAGGCUUUGUUACUUUUUCGUUAACUAAUGGCCCUGAGUAUCAUAUUUCUCAGAUUGCAGAUGCUGUGGUUGUUGCUAGACGUUUGGGGGCAACACUUGUUCUCCCUGACAUCAGAGGAAGCCAACCUGGUGACAAGUGGAACUUUGAGGACAUUUAUGAUGUGGACAUGUUCAUGACAAGCAUGAAGGGGGUGGUUAAAGUAGUAAAGGAUUUUCCUGCUCAAAUAUCAACACGGAGUCUUGCUGCUGUGAAGGUCCCUAAUAGAGUUACUGAAGAUUACAUAGCUGAACAUGUUGAGCCAAUAUACAGAACAAAGGGAAAUAUAAGGCUUGCAACUUACUUCCCUUCAAUAAACAUGAGAAAGGAAGGAAAUGCUGCUGAUACUGAUUCUGUUUCUUGCUUAGCAAUGUUUGCAAGUUUACAGCUACAGCCAGAGAUGAAGGAAGUGGUUGAUUCAAUGGUAGAAAGACUAAGAACUUUGAGCCGAAAGUCGGAUGGCCAGUUCAUAGCGGUGGACUUGAGGGUUGAGAUGUUGGAUAAGAAGGGUUGCCAUGGAAGUGAUGAUGAUGGAGCUAAAAGCUGCUACAACGCCCCAGAGGUUGCAUUAUUUUUGAGGAAGAUUGGUUUUGACAAGGGUACCACAAUUUAUGUGACUCAAUCAAGGUGGCAUAACGGCCUUGAUUCUCUCAAGGAUAUGUUCCCCAAAACUUAUACAAAGGAAGCCAUCAUGCCCGCUGAUAAAAAGAUGAAGUACCUGGAUUCUGAAGGUUCUGAAUUUGAGAAGGUGAUCGAUUUUUACGUGAGUUCCGAGAGCAACGUUUUCGUACCAGCAAUUUCAGGCUUGUUCUAUGCCAAUGUAGCUGGCAAGAGAAUUGGUUCUGGUAAAACUCAGAUAUUUGUCCCGGCUGAUAUUGUAGAUUCUUCUGCUUCUGCUUCUGCUUCUGCGUCCAAGUUCAUCUCUCCUUAUGUCUCCAAGAAAAACCACUUUGCCUAUUCCUGUUAUUGCUAGUUUGGUGUGAAGAUAAGUAAAAAGGUAUUGUGAAGCUUUCAUCAAAGAUGGUCUUGCUUCUCCAACGAUUAGUUUACUCAAUGAAGGUGGAAUAUGAGGUCCUAACCACCCGCCGGGAAUUCAGUGUUAACAUUUUCCUCCCCUUUUAAAUUAUGUUGAUUUUUUUUUUUUUUGCCCUCCCCUUAUGGAACGUUCACCAAGAAAUGGGGAACGAAAGAAUUAUUGUUCAGUUGAUUGAAGUCACUGUCAUUUGAUGCGUACACAGUGCUUUCUUUUCUUUGUUAUGUAGGAGUUUGUAAAAUUAUGGUUGCCUCUCA